UGACAGAGACAUUCAUGAGAGGUAGCAGUUUGCUUCUCGAACAGAGAAUGCUUUCCCAGUUCCCAGUAUCAGACUCAAGUGGCAUCCUGUAGAAGGACAAUUUCAGAAUGCUUGGCAGGGAAAAAAAUAAAAGCUGCUUGUUUGAGCAUUUCACACACACUACUAUAAUUAAGAGAUGACUCUGAUAACUGCUGAAGCUAAUACAGGUUGUGCUUCUGUUUUUAGGGGAGGAAUACAGGUUGCGCAUGCUGAAUGGCUGCAAUCUGUUGUCCGUAGCUUUGUUUUUUCCCUCCCCCGACCUCACCCCUGAAAUUCUCAUGCAUUUCCAGCCUGAUCUGAGAGCCCCACUCCCUUGUGUGGGUCUUUUGUUUCCUCUUUUUAAUGGCAAUUCCCUGCCCUUUGGCUCUGAGGCUCUUCAUGCGAAAUUAAUUCCAAGGCUAUCUUGAAGGCGGUCUGGAUGAAAUUUCUUCUGCAUCAUCCUUUUGGGGAUAAUUGUUUAUGAUGUGACGUCAGUCCAAUUGAUUUUCUCUUGAAUGGCUGAGAGAGAAGAGGGAUCAGCAGACACUAACGUGAAGCAAAGCUACAGCCUCUGUUUCAGAGAGAUACAGAAACUGACAUUCUGAAUGCACUGCUAGUAUUAGAAUGUAAUUGCUACUGAAUGGAGGGAGCCAUACAAUGCUAGUAAAAUCUGAUUAUUUAUUCAGACUUGAUUUUUUUUUAGCAGUCUUGUUUAUGUGCACAUUUCACGGCAGAGCCCUCUCUUAAUCUGACAGUGGCUGAUAAUUAAUCUUGUUCACCCAGCUGCUGCAAUAGGAUUAUAAAGAGGGGAAGUGCGUCACAAGGCUCCUUGGAAAUUGAGGAAUGCAAUUCUGCCACCAUGAUGGAAGGAUUGAAAAAGCGUACCAGGAAGGCCUUUGGAAUACGGAAGAAGGAAAAGGACACUGAUUCCACAGGAUCACCAGACAGGGACGGAAUUCUUCCCAGUCCUCAUCCUCAUGAGCCACCCUUCAAUAACAAACCAGAGUGUGCACGUGAAGGAGGAAAAAAAAUUUCGAAGAAAAGUAAUGGAGCUCCAAAUGGAUUUUAUGCAGAGAUUGACUGGGAAAGAUACAAUUCACCUGAACUUGAUGAAGAGGGAUACAGCAUCAGACCAGAAGAACCAGGCUCUACCAAAGGAAAGCACUUUUAUUCCUCAAGCGAAUCAGAAGAAGAAGAAGAGUCACACAAGAAAUUUAACAUUAAGAUUAAGCCUUUGCAGGCUAAAGACAUUCUUAAAAGUGCAGCAACUGUAGAUGAAUUGAAAGCAUCAAUAGGCAACAUCGCACUUUCUCCAUCUCCAGUGAGGAAAAGUCCGAGGCGCAGCCCGGGCGCAAUUAAAAGGAAUUUAUCCAGUGAAGAGAUAGCAAGACCUAGGCGUUCAACACCAACUCCAGAACUUGUAAGCAAAAAAGCCCCAGAUGAUCCUUCAGCCCUUGCCCCACUGUUUGGCCCACCACUGGAGUCAGCAUUUGAGGAACAAAAGUUGGAAGCUCCUUUAGAUCAGACAGAGAUAUGGGGCUCUGUCCAGCCAGUGAAUUCCAGUUUAGACUCUCCAAAGCUACCAAGACCUUUUCCAACUGGAACACCUCCACCACUUCCACCAAAAAACAUUCCAGCUACACCACCUAGGACUGGUUCUCCCUUAACAGUUGGAAUAGGAAGUGACCAGACAGCAACAGAGGUCAAAAGUGACAAACUACCAUCAAUCAAUGACUUGGACAGCAUUUUUGGCCCAGUAUUAUCCCCCAAGUCUGUUGCUGUUAACGCAGAAGAUAAGUGGGUCAAUUUUUCCGAUCAGUCCCCGGAAAACAUAACAGCAGAGUUGACUUCAAGGGAAAAAGUGGUGUCCCCACCUGUGGCAUCAGAAAUCCCAGCUGAAUCUCCAGCUGUUGAAACCUCCCGCAAUGUUCCAUCACCUCUCAAUUUAGAAGAGGUUCAGAAGAAAAUUUCUGAGCAAACCCACGUUAAAGAUGAUAACUUAGAAUCAACAGCAUCUCCUAAAGAUUUUGGGUUGGGACAGAGAGCUACACCACCUCCCCCUCCACCACCUACCUACAGAACAGUGGUGUCAUCACCUGGACCCAGCCCCAUCAGUGGCACAGGAAGCACCAGUGGUUCUUCAUCUCCGGCUCGUCCAGCGACUCCACUGGCUGCCUGCAGCAGCACCACCCCACCGCCUCCUCCGCCUCGGCCCCCAUCUCGGCCAAAACUGCCUCCAGGGAAGCCUGGAGUUGGCGAUGUGUCCAGGCCUUUUAGCCCUCCUAUUCACUCAUCCAGUCCUCCUCCGGUAGCACCUUUAGCCCGUGCUGAAAGUACUUCUUCCAUAUCAUCCACCAAUUCCUUGAGUGCAGCCACUACUCCCACAGUUGAGAAUGAACAGCCUUCCCUCGUUUGGUUUGACAGAGGAAAGUUUUAUUUGACUUUUGAAGGCUCUUCUAGGGGACCCAGUCCUUUGACGAUGGGGGCCCAGGACACCCUCCCUGUAGCAGCAGCAUUCACAGAAACUGUUAAUGCAUAUUUCAAAGGAGCAGAUCCUAACAAAUGUAUAGUGAAGAUAACUGGAGAAAUGGUGCUGUCGUUUCCUGCAGGAAUUACCAGACAUUUUGCCAAUAAUCCAGCCCCAUCUGUUCUAACCUUCCGUGUAAUAAAUUACAACAGGUUAGAACACGUCCUGCCAAAUCCGCAACUUCUCUGCUGUGACAGUACACAGACUGAUGCCAACACAAAGGAAUUCUGGGUAAACAUGCCAAAUCUGAUGACACAUCUAAAAAAAGUGUCUGAACAGAAACCACAAGCAACAUAUUACAACGUGGACAUGCUCAAAUACCAGGUAUCUGCCCAGGGUAUUCAGUCUACUCCAUUAAACCUUGCAGUCAGCUGGCGGUGUGAAUCUACAAGCACUGACCUUCGUAUUGACUACAAAUAUAAUACAGAGGCAAUGACUACACCAGUAGCUCUAAACAAUGUCCAGUUCCUAGUUCCCAUAGAUGGAGGAGUAACGAAACUUCAAGCUGUGCUUCCACCUGCUGUUUGGAAUGCUGAACAGCAAAGAAUAUUGUGGAAGAUUCCUGAUAUCUCGCAAAAAUCAGAAAAUGGAGGUGUGGGUUCUUUGCUGGCAAGAUUCCAGCUUUCUGAAGGACCAAGCAAACCUUCGCCAUUGGUAGUGCAGUUUACGAGUGAAGGGAGCACUCUCUCCAGCUGUGAUAUUGAACUUGUUGGGGCAGGAUACCGGUUUUCACUCAUUAAAAAGAGAUUUGCAGCAGGAAAAUACUUGGCUGAUAACUAAUGGAAGCUUAUGCAAGUAUAUGGAAAAUCCAUAUAACCACGGACUGCUGUGUGGAACAGGUUUGAAUUACGGUUUAAGGGAAAUGAACUAAAUUCUGCACUUGGGGUACUUCUGUUGGAAGUGUCAGCGACUUUCAGCAUUUUUUCCUGAGAAGACCACUGUCUUGACCAGUCCUACAGUAUUUACUUCUAGAUGUAACAUUGUUAAUGGUUUUAAAAUGUAAUUAUUGUAUUUGUAAAUUGUACUCAUUCCAGUAAGGCUGUAUUUUGGCAGUUAGACACUUGAGUUUUAGAAUUUUACCAUUCAUGAAAUGGAUGUAAUUUAAACUGUGGUAUACAAAUUUAAUAGUAGUACUGUUGAAUGGCACAAUGCUUACAGAGGUAGAUUACAUUUUGUCAAUAUAUAUACGAUUUAAAUACAAUACUGGUAGCUGUUAAAAAGGGGGUGCCUCAUGAAAAAAGAGAGUUGAGUAGAACCUGCAAACUGAUUUACUUUUUCUUCAGUCCUUAGUAUGUCUUAUAAUAGUGCUAAAUAAAUGGUCUAUCUUCAAUUGUUUAGCUGGUUGAACUCCAAAAGAAUAUUUUAAUAAAUGUGGAGGUUAUAACUUAUUUUCCCCCCUUCCCUCCCAAAAACCCAACCAACCAAAAUACAAAAACCCAAUGUCCAUAUUUCUUAAAAUACUUAUUUCAAACUUCAUAACAAAUAAUGCAACUUUUCCAAACACGGUCUUCUACUUUUAUGGACUCUUGUUUCUUCUCAAUAUUCUGACACUUCACAAAUGUGUAGAUUAUUAAAUAAGCAGGCAGUUUAAGACAUUCAGUGAUGACUCUGUAUGUCCACAGACUGUAAUUGUAUUAAAGGGCACAUUUUCAGCAACCACCUCCACUUUUGCAGUGCUGUUUGUUGGGGGAUUUUGGAGCACCCUAUGUAAGAUGCUUCACAGACAUGCAGAAAAGUUCCUUGUCUCAAUAGUAAAGAGCCUAAGCAAGCAAACAAAACCCCCCCACAAAGAUAACUGGAGAAAGAUUGGUUUCAGAGUAGCAGCCGUGUUAGUCUGUAUCAGCAAAAAGAACAGGAGUACUUGUGGCACCUUAAAGACCAACAAAUUUAUUUGAGGAGAAAGAAUGUAAUAUAACCCUAUUAUGUAGCCCUGAUACAGCACUUUUUAUCCAUAGAUCAUAAAGUGCUUUAUACAAUUGAAGAAGGAUUUAGCUCUGUUUUACACAUAGGGAAAUUGAGGCACUGAAAACUUAAGUCCUGCACAAGGUAACAGAGUUGAGUCAAUGACAGAGUCAGAAAUAGAACCCAGGUCUCCUAACUCGCUGUCUUUUAUCUUGUCAACUGGACAAUUUUGUAUUGUGCAAAGACUGAGUAGUUAGAACAUUUCAAAUAUUUUGAACUGAGAGCACUAACUCCUGGUGUGGUCCAUUAUAGACACAGUAGAACUAGUAAAAACUUUCUAACCAGUAAAAACUUUUAAAGUGCUCCCACUGUAUAUUUGUCACACAACUUGUCAGGUCUGUGGUUUUAUUUAUUUUUUAUAUUUAUUUAUUUAUUUAGGUACUCUAGCAUUUUUUAACACUGAACUAUAAUGUGAGCUAAAUUAAAAGAUUAGAAAGUGAAACAUGAAAAUGGGGUUAACUGUUAGUUUGGCAGCUAACUGUGCCCAUUGUCUAUUUUGCGUGCACAAUGUACACAUUUGUACAUGCAGGUCUUAUACCCAGUUUUGUCAUUUGCAUUAGAAAAUAGCUGUACUUGGAAAAAUAGUUGUAUGCAUAAAAGUGAGUGCUUAAAAUUGGAGUCUGUGGCUGAAAAUUUGGCCCUAUAUGUUUCUUCUGAGAUUGUCAUAGUCAAUCUCAAUUCCACUAUACUACGUUGUGUUUGUGGAAUUGAGUUUCAUGCAUGUAAGGAGAGCAGAAUGUCAACCAAGAUUUUCUGUGUGGCUCUAAGAUGAGAAAUUUUUCUUUUGGAUAGGAAACUAUUUUAAAGAAAACUUCAUGAAACUGCAGACUUAACAAUGUGCAGCCUAAUAGGUGAGCCAGUCUUCAGUAGAAAAAGGACGUUACGUUUGUCUUCACAGUUCUCUUGAGUUCUGUCAUACUAGGGUGUGCUAGAAUAAUAAUUUCACAAAUCUUCAUCUGCUGUGAUAAACCAGGUGUCUAUAUCUUGCCUUUACACUUUGAAAAGUCACUGAAUGAGGAACAUGUCUCAUCUUGGAUGAACUGCAAAAUUAAAGAUGGGCCUGAACCAAGCCCUUGAUCCAAACACCCCCAGCUCUAGACAAAGUUGGGAUCCAAAUGCAAUUUACAUUUUGUGACACAGACCCAUUACUGUGUGAAAUGCAAUUGAAAAUUAUUUUUGAGGUAAAAUUGGCAUGUCUUAGCCUACUGCUGGCAAACAUAGUGAUGUCAUUUGUGACAUGUCAGCUGAAAUGGUAGAAAGGUAGUUUCUGUUCUGUUUUAAUGUAAAAAUUGUGCUGUGUGAAAAUGAAAUAUCUGUUCAAAAUUAAACAUUAAAGUUGUUCUAAUGUUGAGGUACACAGAGAACUACAAGAUCAUCCAUUAAUUAUGAUGUUGGGUAUUAUAGAAAUAUGUGUAAUACCAAAUAAUGCUAAUUUUCAGUCUCUAAAUUCAUUCCCCAUAUCAUUAGUGUCCCAAAAGUUGCCAGCAACAGGCUCACAAAUGUCAAUCAAAAAUAAAAGCAUGAUUUUCAUGUACGUGUCCCAGAUCAUACAUAUAGAUAAGUGCUUAUUAGCAGCUGAACUUUGAGUGCUUUUUUUUUAAGUACACCUUUCUUUUAAAAUUACUGAGAGCAAAUAAGGAAACCUAGAAAUAAUGAAACUCUGAGCACAGUCCUAGAUUAAUAAUUCAAGAUAUAUGUUAAAGAUGAUCAACUUUGGUUGGUGUGUGCAUGUUCACAAAAAAUAAAAUGUAACAGGGUAGAGAUUAAAAUACAAUUGUUUUAAAAAUUCAUACAUCCUCCUAACAUUUAAAAGUGAACAAGACAGUAUCCCUAAAUAGGGGAUUUGCCAGUCUGGUUUGAUUUUUUCCCCUGAUUGGAAAUAUGACUGUAUUGACUAUAUAACCAACAUCUAUUUGAAAUAGGAACUGAAUAUAGGGCAAGUAAUUAAAAAUAAAAACUACAAAAAAGAGAAUUCUUCAAAUCAGUUUAUGAAAUAUACAAUACAUAAUUUGCAAAACCAUGCUUCAAAAAUUGUAAUCCAUACAAAAAUGUUUUUUAAAAAUGUAAAUAUUACUGGUACACAUGUAACUCACUUUAUAUUUUAUGUUAAGGAGAUUUAGAACUUGAUAAUGAUUAACACAAAUUAUGGCAGCUUUUUAAAAUGUUGCAAAAAAGAACCUGUUCUAUUUAUACUGUAAAAUGCCCACUUAAAAAAACUGCAUAGCCUCCCUGAUGUGAACUAAAUAUGAAUAGACCAGAUGGGGUACAUAGGUACCUGUAUAACUAUACACCUCUAUUACAUCGAAAGUAGUAAAUACUAGUAAAAUACCUCUUUGUGGACAGAGGUUAUCCAUAUAUUGUAAACUCAGUUCAGGAAAACUCUCAUAGCAGAAGAAUCUCCUACACUGACUCAGCUGUGGUGAGGCUAACAGGACAUUUUCAUAAAGAACAACAAGUCUGUGCAGUAACAAUAACUUUGUUUCAAGAACUGAAUGACUGAUUUAACCAAAUCUACAAUUACAUCCAUCACUACAAUUUUCAUUAUUAAAAAAGAUCAUGUAACUAGGAAAGUUCCGUUGAAAAGACCAGUCUUAUACAUUGGAGCACUAUUCUGCCCUAGCUUAUGUUCAGCAUAUCUCAGAUUUUCUGCUCUUUGAAUGAGUGUCUUUAGCACUGUGAUAGGCUGUCCAAAAUUACAUUAUUUAGCACUUAUAUAGUCCUGUCCUUCAAACCCCUUUUCCAGCAUCAUGAUCUGAUUUCUAGCCUUUGAGUAAGUGCGCAUUUGCACCCUUGUGCAUACAUGGCUAGAUACUGUAGGUGAGCUUUGAACCAAGUGUGUAUGCAUGCAAUUUGCAUGCAUAUGUUCAGAUGUGUGCAGGCAAAGUAUGGAGACAGCAAACUGGGCCCUUAAUCACAAUCCUCACAGUGUGAGGUAGGUAGAAAUGCAUAAAAAUUCUGGGCUAGAUGGAUAAGUCUUCUUUCCUUGAAUAAAAAUUAAACAAUUCUGUCUUAAGAAAACAAGGGUACAUAAAUGUAAAGGUGCUCCAGAGUUUUAUACAUUAGGUCUGUGUUCUGCAUCUCUAUUUUAUAGCAUCAGACUCUCCAGCCCGUUACUCUGCUUUGAGGUGCUCCAGUGGAGCAAAGCGUAUUUAAACCUGGCUUAACUGUGUACUUGAAUUCUCCAAUGCUCCAAGGCUUCCAUAGUGGUACCUAAAUCACUCACCUUCCUGCCCCACAGUGAAGGAGGCACAUAGGCUCAGGAUCAUCCUGGCUGAUCACUAGCUGCUAGAACAGACCCUGUGGGCUGUUGGCAACUGAUGUAAAAUAGAGCAGCCUAAAGUCUGGGGACUAGGUCAAAGCUCCAGGAUCAGAGAGCCACAGCGAUGGUUUAACAUCAUAUUUGCUUACCCAUCCCAACCCCUGACUUGCAUCAAACACGGCAUGGCUGGUUGGAAGGAUAUGGACCAGAGUAUCAGAGAUCACCAGGUUCACCCGUGUACUGGCAGUGUAAUUGCCAAAUGAAGAAAUUGUUCAAGAACAGUUUGUCAAGUAUGUUAAGGACAAACAGGUUUUUCUUCAGUAUCACUUACUUGUGUCUUCUCUUUCCAUCCAAACACAUCAAACCCUUUAGGUUCUUUUGUAAGAAAACUCCAUGCCUUCUUCUGUCCCUGUUAGCGUCUCCUCAUAGUGACAGUAAGAGACUAGCUUCAGGUCUUUGUUUGUCAUUGCAGUUGAGGCAAUUGGCAGACUUUAUUACUCUUCCAGCAGUGGUCCUGUUCAGGGUGGAGGAAUUUGAAUGUGUCAGUCUGUUAUACCAAUAAAAUAAAAACCAGCAGGAUCUUAUUAAAGGGGAAAAGGCAAAAUGCCACAUUUAUUGUGAAUACAGAAAGAAUCAUAGUAAGCAGUUAUAGCUAUAACAUUCCAUUCAAUUUCAUAUUUAUUCACACAUUCAUUCAUACACACACACAGAGGUUCUGCAAGGUUGUUAUCAUAGUUACCAGCCUUAGAGUUGCUCAUGCCAAGUCACUGGCCAGGUGGCCUGGACAUGAGGAGGGAGCAGGGCCUUGUCAGAUGCUCCUGGAGGUUGGUUUGCAGAAUCAGACCCCAAAGUUCUCACUUUCUAGAGUCCAUUUUUAUAGGAAUUUCUUCCUUUGCCAGUCUAUGGGAAUUGCUUCAUCAUACUGUUGCUGAAUCAAUCAGCAGAUGGCACAUUCCUGAUGGCUCCGUGCUGCCAGAUGUUAUCUUGUUCUUUGAUUCUCCCAUUCUUGAGGAUGUUGGGUGGAUUCCAGUCUGCCUUCCGGGGGUCCUCUGGUUAUUUCCACUUGACGCCUUCUUCAGCCGAUGGACACUGGAUUGUUAGGCUGGCACCCCCUGAUCAUUCAGUUAUUAACCACACCAAGCAUCCAUCCACAUACAUCCUCUAUCUCUAUUUUAAUCACAAUUGUUAACAAAGCUAGAUGAAUACAACAAAAGGGCGAGGAGUCUCUGGGUGCUGUUUCUGUUGUUACAGAGUAUUGUUUUGAGUCUCUCUCUGUGUGAGUAGUUGUUGUUACAAAGAAUUGCUUUGAGAACAGACUCUGUCUUAGAAUGUACUAACGCAAUUAGCAGCUUGCAAGUUUCACACACAGAGAGAGAGAAACAGUACCAAAAACCAAGAGACCUCUUAAUUAGUAAUACCCUGGAAUUUAAACUAUGGGGAAUCAAACUCAUUUGUGAUUUUAAUACAGAACUUCUUUAAUAUGAUCCAACAAAUCCUAUCUUGAUAUUUCACACUUAAGAGCACAUGACCUUCUCCCACGACUUGAGUGUGAGCUGACACUAACAGAAAAGGAUGUAUGGGCAGCAGAUUUGGGGACAUUAAAUGCCAAUAUUGAGCACCAGGAGCAUGAGAAGAGUAUAAUAGUCCUACCACCUGAUUCUCACGUUACAUUAGCAGCUAGUGGAAGCUUCCUCUUCAUAGCAAGAAAGUAUACAGUAAGAUAUGACAUUACCUUGUAUGGUCAAAAGAAUUCAAAAACACCAAACUCCAUCUCAGAAGCUGGUGUACAGUUAAGGUGUUCUUUACAUAUGCGUACCUCUUGCACCAUUCAGGAAAUACAUUCUUUUUGCUACAUACAAGAUCCUUGGAAGAACAUGUGUGAACAUAAGAUUUGUUUUUAAAUAGUAUGAUUUAGUUUUCAAUAACUAAAUAGCAUCCACAUUUACACACACUUAUUAAAAUAUGUAAAAUAUAUAUAAAGUAUAAUAUUUUUGUCUAAAGGUGAGCUGAAGCUGCAAACCUUGACUCUGAUUUCAAAUAUCCCAGAGUUACAACUAGGAGUAAAGUUCUUUCAAGUUCAGCAGCACUCAUAUCCAGGAUUUGGUUUGGCCCAUUGUGAAGACAGUGAUCAUUAGCAAAAUUCAGAUCUGGAUCCAGGUUUGGAUUUGGGCCCAUCUCUUUUGUCUGGUUAUGUAAAAUAGUUAGCAGAAGUAGACUGUCUUCUUAAAAGGAUGUACUCAACUAGUUGUCACUGCAUGCUUUUUCUUCCAUUGUUUCUGAUACCCUCAAAGGCCUGAGCCUGCAAAAUCUCAAUGCAGGCAAGACUCCCAUUGAAUUGAACUGGAGUUUUUACCUCCACGAUGAUUGCAGACUUGGGUCUUUUAGAUGUUAAGAAUAUUCAUUCUUUUCUUUUUCAGUUUGGUAAUCAUUGUGUGUGAAUGUGUCACUCCAGAAGCAAACAGGGCUCUAUUUCUAGUUUCCCUUGUAUGGUACAUAACAGUAUCAGAAAUGGAGAUUUUGCUAGGUAGGGUUUUUUUUGGUGGUCUCACCUCAAAAUGAAGUUUCCGUUCAAUUCGUAAUGACAGAGUUGUGUGGUUUUAUUUUUUGAAAUAGAACUGGGUAGCAUUCAUCACCAGAGUAUAUGUCUAAGGAAAGCGAAAUAUUCGUCCUAAAGAGGUGGACUGUGGACACACAUACUAUAUCAAUUUUCAGCUCACCUAUAUUCCUCCUUAUGUAAGACUUUUUUAGGCCACCUUUAUGUGUUUCUUAAUAGUUAUGUAAAAUCAUUCAAUAUUAUGAAAUAGUACCAUAUUAUAAGUACCUGACUCAUUUUUUGAUUAUUUUUCUUCUUAAAUAUCACUUUCUUUCUGUGUAGCUUUUUGUUUUAAGGCUACUUGCCACAAAGCUCCUAUUUCUGCUCAGAUCCAUUAAGGUCCCUUUGUAUAACCUGUGGAACUUAAAUGACACACAAAAUAUUUGUCCCAGAAGCAUAGCCUUGCAGACAGGGAGUUAUGUUCACCCAACCAGAAAGUUAUUUCAGCCUGCUAGAGACAGAACUGGAAGAGAGCCUCUUGGUAGGGAUUGACAUUGCAAAAAAAAAAAAAAAAUCAGGAUUUAUUUCCCUUUGCCAUCUGUUGGUAGGAUGAUGCAAUAUUUGCACUCUGGGCUGGAGAAACUGUCAUUAAAAAUGUAUAACUGAAAUUAUGUACAUCUGUACUUUUGACAAUGAAGGUCCAGCUUUUGCUUUGUUUUAAUGUUAUUGAAGUAAAUAUUAGAUAUUUAUUUUGAACUUCUAGUGCUCAGUUUUAAAAACUGGUCGCACUCAUUUUGCACUUGCAGUUUUAUACUCAUAAAUAAUUGUGAGCAGAAUUAAUUGUAGGUGCACAUAAUGGCAUUUAGGUAUCUACAUACCCACAAAAAUCAAGUAGUUGAGCAUUUAAAUAAUAUAAUUUGGGUUCAUAAAGGGUGCACCUGCUGUCCUCUAGAUAAGCAAAAUGGAAGGCUGGCUUGAGACCCUUAAAAGAUUUUGCCCUUAACGUGAAAAAUAUAUUUUGGUUUUUUACAACACAAUUCUGGACUAACAAACACCUAUUGAUGAUGGCAUUCUGUUGAAUUGAAAUGCUAAUGUUAAAGAGCUGCACACAAGAAGACACUGGUGAAUGAUCCUGCGCAAAUGUUUUAAUGGUUCUUUCUAAGAUCUUUUCAGCAUAAGCAUAAUCUGAACAAUCACUGCUUAAUGUUUUGUAUCAAAGACAUUUUUAAAUGGCUGGAUCACAAUAAACAGUAAUUGUUAGACAGCCUGAGAGGAACAAUGUGACACAUCUUUUACUGAAUGUUUACAAUGCAACAUAAAAAGGUAAUGAUGGUUUUCCUCCGAUCUGUCAUCCCAUUCUUGUUCCUCAGUUUUCUAGCUAUACAGUAACUUGAUAUUAAGUUGAGUACAGUUCCUGUCUGUAUGCACUUCACUGAAAGGUACUCAGAAUUCUGCAUUUACAGAAGAACUCUGAAUAGCUUGACAAUUUCCUAAAUACAGUACAAAAUAUUGUCACAAACUUUUGACAUCUAUUUUGGCAUAGACUUAACAGAACCAGUUUGAUAUAUGAAAUAUAGAUUUAUUUCCCCAACACUUAUUAAUGGGUAUUGUUUUUACAUAAGAUGCUUUGUUUAAAAAUCUUCAUUUUAGAGCUUACCAUGACCAAAAUAUAUAAUAUCACACAAAAUGCUAUGUUCCUGAAAGGAAAUUACUCUCUCAAAAGACUCCAUUCCAAAAUCAGAGUUUUUGUUUCCUUGAAAAUUUUCUAGGAAGGGAAUUCUUGUGGAGUUGGAUAUCUUUUUAUGCUAGUAAGUAUUUUAGUUAUUGUACCAUUAAACAUGGCUAGAAAUGAGCUAUAGAAAUGUAAGGCAAUGAUCUCUCCCUGUGUGAUUUCCCCCUUUAUCUUUAAGAGUGGGAGUACAGAUGUUGCUGUUUGAUCAAUUUUUCUUGACAAUUUCUAGUGUUCAUAUGGUGAUGUUAUUCAAAGUUUUACAUAUAAGCAGGACUUCACUACAGGCCGAGCAGUAUGUGAAAAGUCAGUCCAGAAUCAGCUUUUUUAAUGAGAGGGUCUAGAAUAUUAUUGAUCCUCUGUUUGAAAUUAACUUACUUGUUUCUUACAAGUUGCUUGACAAAUCUUUGUGUAAAUGAGGUAUUGCAGUUUAAUUCUUAAGCCAAAUGUGCACUGUUUAAAACCACAUCUUCCACCCCACCCCACCCCCACCACUGUAUACCUAAGAAAAUAAAAAUCUUAUAGGCAUCUUA
Molecule: messenger RNA, 12561 nt
Organism: Chelonia mydas (Green sea turtle)
Lineage: Eukaryota; Metazoa; Chordata; Testudines; Cheloniidae
Gene: SGIP1
Product: SH3GL interacting endocytic adaptor 1
Exons: 26
Coding region: 878-3325 (815 amino acids)
Biological process (GO): clathrin coat assembly; synaptic vesicle endocytosis; clathrin-dependent endocytosis
Cellular component (GO): clathrin-coated vesicle; plasma membrane; clathrin-coated pit
Source: RefSeq, a predicted model, not a curated record